Messenger RNA from Chaetomium fimeti, 1819 nucleotides. RefSeq lists its product as uncharacterized. Lineage: Eukaryota; Fungi; Ascomycota; Sordariomycetes; Sordariales; Chaetomiaceae. Bases 240 to 1436 code for a protein of 398 amino acids. The record is from RefSeq and is a predicted model, not a curated record. The transcript is spliced from 2 exons.
CCUCCAGCUCUUCUCCCUCCGACACCUCCUCCCGCGUCAGGCACGUAGCUAAACGCGCCGGCACCAGGCCAGCCAGCGAGACAAACCCAACCCAUCUCGCAUCCCGACUCAAUUCUGCAUCCGUCCGUGCCUGGCGCACAUCGACAGACGACAGCCAGCCCUCAGAAACAGCCAACCCCCACCGCCAUUUCACCCAACCCGCCAAGCCAUCCAAAACUCAACAACACCAAAAUCAUCUCAUGAUAACAUUCCCACCACCCACCAUGCCACGGCCCAACCCCAACCACCCCCAUCCCGGGGCCAGGACCAAUCUAAUAACACCAACAACCCUCCCCGCCCCGCUCCUCCGCACCGCCGCCCUCCUAUCCUUCGUCCCCGCCCUCCCGCUGUGUGUCGCACACGGCGCUCUCUCGCGCGACGUUGUGCCCGCGCUGGGCCUCGUCCCGCUGUUUUUCUCGGCCGCGGUAUCGCUUUUUCUGGUGCUCCGCGCUCGGUCGCAGGGUGCUCGCGAUGGGGCUGGGGGUGUGGGUGUGGGUGUGGGUGCCAAGGGGAAGGGGGUGGUAGGGAGGAGGUUGGGGGGCGAGAGGGAUUUGGAGGGGUUGCAGGGGUUGGAGGGGUUGGUUGCUGCUGCGAGGCGGAGGGGAGGGGAUGACGAGGGGGAGGAGAGAGGUGAGGAGAGUGGGCUUGGGUUGGGGGAGGAGGAGGAGGAGGACUAUGGGGACGAUGAGGGUGGGGGAGAUGGGGGGUCGGUGUUUACGCAUCGGAUUUUGGUGUUUGUGGUGGACGUGGUUCUUGCGACUGGGUUGAUGGUGGUCUUGGUGUUUACCUGGAUCCGGACCGGGCGGAAGGGGGACAGGCGCCCCCAGCUGGCCAUGCUGGCGGCUUACGCGACUAUGCCGUUGUUGGUGAACUUCUUGAUUCACUCGUACCUCGCCGCACGCGAGCUCGUCGCUGGUCUGGCUAUCCCGGGUUUGGUCGAGUACACGGCGUGGCGCGUCGUGCCGGCCGACUGCCCGCAUUGCGGAAACCGGCUGCGGCCAGACUCGCUGCCUCCUAUUCCGUGGUACGAGACUGUCUCGCGCCCGAAGGUGUCGCUCCCGCGGAUUACGGCACCGUCCAUUCCCCGGCCGUCGCUGCCAUCCUUCAGCGUGCCCAAGUUCUCCGGCUUGAAGGGGCCUCGCGAGUGGAAGGCUCCGGCCUGGAUGAGGGGCAGAAACCCAGAUGCCAGCCUCUUUGUCGACGACGAGCAGAACGAACGUGAUCGGUAUAGGGAUGACCCUGACGCACCGUUCGAGGGACCUUCAAGCACGACAACGGCGGUUGCCAUUGGAUCUGCGGUCCCUGAUCCAGUGGAGGUUGUCGUGGGAAAGAAGGAUAAGAAGACGAAAAACUCUCCAAGCCCGGCACACGCCGAGGAUGACGUGGCCGCGUGGUAGUCGGCUGAGAGGGGUGUUUGUUCCUCGAUCCUUCCACCGUGAGGGUUGUACGGAUAUUAGGAUUCAGCGAGGGAGUGUUCUUUGCGAUGGUUUUAUGCUUCAAGUUGGUGGAGUUUACGAUCCGAUACCCAACCUUUGUGUCCGACUUUCCUCACUCAGUCAACAACCUGUUUUCACUUGCUUUCAUCGGUUUUCAGUGGGUACAUUUGGCUCUUGGCCAGCAGAUAGCGAGACAUUUGGAUAUAGCAGCGUGCGUUUCUCGAGAUUUCUUUCUUUGCAAGAACAGCUACUUAACACUACAUUUCCCAUUGCCGGAACCUGUCACAAACCGGUUUGUCAAAGGUGACCGCGAAACAAUACGGUUGCCGUAGCAACGAAUAGGG